Westerdykella ornata is the source of this 851-nucleotide messenger RNA. RefSeq names its product 30S ribosomal protein S12. The record is from RefSeq and is a predicted model, not a curated record. Gene Ontology annotation, biological process: translation. Gene Ontology annotation, molecular function: structural constituent of ribosome. Lineage: Eukaryota; Fungi; Ascomycota; Dothideomycetes; Pleosporales; Sporormiaceae. Bases 57 to 608 code for a protein of 183 amino acids. The transcript has 3 exons. Gene Ontology annotation, cellular component: ribosome; small ribosomal subunit.
CUCUGAACCUCAUCAAACCACACCUUCGGCCGCCGCAACACCAUCAUACAUUCACAAUGCCUCUCCAAAUAUUAGGACGCCUCGCCCGGCCAUCCAUUCUCCACCGCUACACCCCUCCAUCACCGCGGAGCACGCCGCAAUCCCUCCUCGCUCUCCACAAUGUCACCGCACCAUCCCAAACCCCAUUGUCAACACGCAACUUCUCCGCCUCGCAAUCCCGGCCCAAAAUGACCCUCAUCCAAGUCAUCCGCAAAGGCCGAAACCCCAAACCGCCGCGAAAACUGCGCUCGCCGGCGCUGGCCAAUCGACCGGAGAUGAAGGGCGUAUGUCUGAAGGUGUCGACUACGAAGCCGAAGAAGCCGAAUUCGGGGGAGAGGAAGAUUGCGAGGGUGAGGCUGAGUAGUGGGAAGGUGGUUACGGCGUAUAUCCCUGGUGAAGGACAUAAUGUACAGCAGCAUUCAGUAGUCAUGGUUCGUGGUGGUCGUGCACAGGAUUGCCCCGGUGUGAAAUACCAUCUGGUUAGGGGAGCAUUGGAUCUGGGUGGUGUCGCAAACCGCAUUACGUCGCGGUCGAAAUACGGAACGAAGAAGCCGAAGCAGAACGCAUGAUCUGGAGUGAUGAUGCAAGCUUUGGAGACAUGUAUAUUAUAUCUUCCUGCAUACGAGGCGUUGAGCACUCGGAAGGGCUUUUGGGCUUUGUAAAGAGAUAGCUUGUGUAAAAGAUUGGAAUUCAGAAAGGUAGCCUCGUUGGGCAUUAUGGCAAACGAGCGGAGCCGAUGCGCUAAUCGGAUAGGCACUCUCUCUGCGUAUUUAGGAUAUAUUACCUAUGGACAUCAGCAUGUUCCUUUCUCC